This is a messenger RNA of Cylicocyclus nassatus, 450 nucleotides long. Lineage: Eukaryota; Metazoa; Nematoda; Chromadorea; Rhabditida; Strongylidae. The record is from the annotation of a GenBank genome assembly.
AUGAAAACGGCACAAAAGAAAACCACUGAAAAGCCGCCUUAUCAAGACAAGAAAACUGUUGAGGAAUUAAUGCGGGAAUUAAAUGGCCUAGCCGCGUACACCGUUUCGAACUUUGAAAAUCCUGAGGAAACCAGGGACAUCAUGAAAGGAAGGAAGACACUAAGAGAGGAAUACCUCAAAGGAGCAUGGAAUACAACCUCGAAUGGCGAGGACAUGCUAGGAGGACUGAGGGAGAAACAGGUACAACUCGAGUUGCACCUGAAGUGCCAUGAGGAGCUGCUCGAAAGAAGACAAAGGAUGAAACUACCACAAGCCGGCCAAGCAUCACCAGCCACAUCCAUGGGCUCAAUGCAUAUGCAGUCCCUCCUUCCACGUCUGAAACUUCCAAAGUUCUCGGGAAGACGCAACAGUGGGAUGCAUUCUUGGCAAUGUCUUAAUAAACGUAGAUGA